AUGGCUCUAGAGCCAGAAUCGCCAAACGGAUUCUUAGACAACUCUGAUAACCUCUGCCACGCUGGAUUCUUAGGCGUUGCGCGACAAAUGAUCAGACCGGUAGUCCUGCGACUCCGACAACUUCUCCAAGAAAAUCCUGCUCGUUCGGCUGGAUCACUAGUUAUAACCGGCCAUUCUACCGGAGGCGCAAUAGCCAGUCUCCUAUACGCACACAUGCUUGCGCAAACCGUGAAAUCCGACCUCGUCAACCUUCGAAACUCAUUCAAUCGCAUUCACUGCAUUAGCUUUGGCGCACCACCCGUCUCGACUCUCCCACUCAACAAGCCAAGCCGACGAGAGUAUCAAAACUGGUUAUUUUUCAGCAUCAUCAACGAAGGCGACCCUGUAUCACUCUCGGAAACUGCAUAUGUCCGCUCCUUGAUCGAUCUCUACAACUCCCCGCCCCCCUCAGCUCGCCCCGCAAGCUUCCUCUCGCGGAAACUCUCCUUCUUCAGCUCCAAGCAGCGCAGGGGGUUCGACAAACGCAAAUCCACGAGCGCCGUAUGGUGUAGGCCGGCAUCAACGCUGUCGUUGCCGGGAAGGUUGGUCGUCCUGCGCGGCAAUGAGGGCAAAGAUGGGAAACAGCGCGCCGAGGCGUAUUUGACGCGAAAUGAGGAGUUGGCGGGAAUUGUGUUUGGCGAUGUGAUGAUGCAUUCGAUGGCGCUGUAUCAGCGCCGGGUGGAGAUUUUGGCGACGGAGGCAGCGUGUGUAAAGAUGGACGAGGGAUCGUAA
Messenger RNA from Uncinocarpus reesii 1704, 771 nucleotides. RefSeq lists its product as uncharacterized. The coding region runs from base 1 to 771 and encodes 256 amino acids. Gene Ontology annotation, biological process: lipid metabolic process. The transcript has a single exon. NCBI's taxonomy places the organism in Eukaryota, Fungi, Ascomycota, Eurotiomycetes, Onygenales, Onygenaceae. The record is from RefSeq and is a predicted model, not a curated record.